CUUAAUCAGAGAUGGAAGAGUACUUCUGCCAACGAAAGGGCACUGCAGUACAAAACUGGAGAUCGCAUCCAUGGAUUCACAGUAAACCAGGUGACAGCUGUGCCCGAGUUAUUCUUAACUACUGUCAACCUGAGCCAUGAUCAGACGGGAGCCAAGUAUUUGCAUGUGGCAAGAGAGGAUUCCAACAAUCUCUUCAGUGUUCAAUUCCGUACCACUCCAUUGGACAGUACAGGCGUCCCCCAUAUCCUUGAACACACUGUGCUUUGUGGUUCGCAGAAGUAUCCCGUCCGAGAUCCUUUCUUCAAAAUGCUAAACAGGUCACUCUCCACGUUCAUGAAUGCCUUUACAGCUAGCGACUAUACUCUCUACCCGUUUUCCACCCAAAAUCCCAAAGAUUUUCAGAACCUUCUGUCUGUAUACCUGGACGCCGUGUUUUUCCCUAGUUUGAGACAUCUCGACUUCUGGCAGGAAGGCUGGAGAUUAGAACAUGAGAAUCCAGCAGACCCUGAGACGCCCUUAGUCUUCAAAGGAGUUGUCUUCAAUGAGAUGAAGGGAGCAUUUACAGACAACGAGAGAGUAUUCUCCCAGCACCUUCAGAACAAGAUUCUCCCCGACCACACGUACGCAGUUGUGUCCGGCGGCGACCCGCUGAAGAUCCCCGAUCUUUCCUGGGAACAGCUGAAGCAAUUCCACGCAACACAUUACCACCCUAGUAAUGCAAGGUUCUUCACUUAUGGUAACUUCCCAAUGGAACAACACUUGGAACAGAUCCACAAGGAUGCCCUGAGUAAAUUCCAGAAAAUUGAGCUGGACACUGCUGUCCCAACACAACAGCUCUGGGAUAAGCCUAGGGAACACCAUGUGACCUGUGGGACUGAUUCGCUUGCUGCAGACUCCAAGAAGCAGACGAUGGUCAGCGUCAGCUACCUCCUAGCAGACAUUACAGAUAAUUUCGAAUCCUUCACACUGAACUUGUUAUCUUCGCUGUUGGUUGGUGGCCCCAAUUCCCCCUUUUAUAAAGCUUUAAUCGAGGCUGGUCUGGGUUCAGAUUUUUCGCCAGAUGUUGGGUUUAACGGCUCCACGAGAGAGGCUUAUUUCAGCGUUGGCCUUCAAGGGAUCGCCGAAGAGAACAUUGAGACUGUGAAGCAAAUUAUUUCCAGGACUAUUGAUGAAGUUAUUGAGAAUGGGUUUGAGGAAGAAAGGAUUGAAGCACUGCUUCACAAGAUUGAAAUCCAGAUGAAGCAUCAGUCAACUAGCUUUGGACUUGCUUUGACCUCAUAUAUUGCCUCCUGCUGGAACCACGAAGGAGACCCCGUUGACCUUCUAAAGAUCGCCGAGAAAGUGGCUCGGUUCAGGCAGUGCCUUAAGGAGGACCCCCAGUUCCUUCAGAAAAAGAUGAAGCAGUACUUUAAGGGUAACCCCCAUAGACUGACGCUGUCCAUGAGUCCAGACGGGGCUUUCUAUGAGAAGCAAACCUCGAUGGAAGCGGCAAAGCUGAAGGAAAAACUUGAGGCCCUUUCUGAAGAAGAGAAGAAGCAGACAUAUGAAAAAGGGCUGGAACUGCUUGAUCUGCAAAGCAAGCCUCAAGACACAUCUUGCCUCCCGGCUCUGAAGGUCUCCGAUAUUGAGCCUAGGAUUGUGUUUACUGAGCUGGAGACAUCACUUACAGCUGAGGAUGUCCCGGUCCAGUACUGCGCUCAGCCCACAAAUGGCAUGGUGUAUUUCAGAGCAGUUUCCAGUCUGAACACACUUCCGGAGGAGCUCCGACCUUACAUCCCGCUUUUUUGCAACGUCAUCACCAAGAUGGGGUGUGGCGCUCUCAGUUACAGAGAACAGGCUCAAGAAAUAGAUCUGAAAACGGGGGGCCUUUCCGUCUGCCCUCAUAUCACCGUGGACGACUCCCACUUGGACAUGUAUGAGCAGGGUGUGCUCUUUUCUUCUCUCUGCCUGGAUCGAAAUCUGCCUGCCAUGAUGCACAUCUGGAGUGAAAUAUUCAACAACCCUCACUUUGAAGACGAGGAACACUUCAAGGUUCUAGUCAAGAUGACGGCUCAAGAGCUCUCGAACGGGAUUCCCGAUUCCGGGCACAUGUACGCCUCAAUUAGAGCCAGCAGAACUCUGACGCCCGCCGGAGAGCUGCAGGAAAUGUUCAACGGCAUGGAGCAGGUGAGAUUGAUGAAGAGGAUUGCAGAAAUGUCCGACAUUAAACCAGUGCUGCGGAAAUUGCCACGCAUCAAGAGGUACCUCUUGAACAGCGACAACAUGCGAUGUUCGGUGAACGCCACCCCUCAGCAGAUGCCACACGCUGCGAAAGCCGUCGAAAGUUUCAUAAAGGGCAUCGCCCGGAGUAAAAAGGAACGCAAGGCCAUCCGCCCCCAUGUGAUUGAGAAACCUUCAGACUCCAAAACUGAUGGCAGUGAAGCGCUUGCUUGCUCCCAGAUCACCAGGAAGCUCAUUACGGAUCCCACUUUCCAGCCAUGCCAGAUGAAGACUCAUUUCCUUCUGCCCUUCCCUGUCAAUUACGUUGGCGCCUGCGUUCGGACAGUUCCCUUUACAGCCCCGGACCACGCAAGCCUUCGCAUCCUCGCCCGGCUCAUGACUGCUAAAUUUCUGCAUACGGAAAUUAGAGAGAAAGGAGGUGCAUAUGGAGGUGGUGCGCAACUUGCCAGUAAUGGCAUAUUCAGUUUCUACUCCUAUAGGGAUCCAAAUUCAAUGGGUACCCUGUCUACUUUUGAAAAGGCUGCCGAAUGGGCCAAGGCAGGAAAAUUCACACAGCAAGACAUCGACGAAGCCAAGCUUGCCAUGUUUGCAUCUGUGGAUGCCCCCCAGGCACCGUCAGACAAAGGGAUGAAUACCUUUUUGUACGGGAUCUCCGAUGAGAUGAAACAGAGGCACAGAGAGCAUCUUUUCGCCGUCUCCAAAGAUAACCUCAUAGAUGCAGCCAACAAGUAUCUUGCCACUGGGAAGAGAACCAAAGGACUGGCUAUUCUUGGCCCAGAAAACCCACACACUGCCAAAGACCCUUCGUGGGUUAUACGAUGAUAUUUGCUGCCGGCUCAGCUUAGAUGCAAUCAUGUGUGUGACAGAGAC
Lacerta agilis (Sand lizard) is the source of this 3090-nucleotide messenger RNA. RefSeq names its product pitrilysin metallopeptidase 1 (gene PITRM1). The transcript has 26 exons. Lineage: Eukaryota; Metazoa; Chordata; Lepidosauria; Squamata; Lacertidae. The coding region runs from base 307 to 3042 and encodes 911 amino acids. Gene Ontology annotation, cellular component: mitochondrial matrix. Gene Ontology annotation, molecular function: metal ion binding. Gene Ontology annotation, biological process: protein processing. The record is from RefSeq and is a predicted model, not a curated record.